AUCGUACUUGGAAAGAGUCUUCUGGUUUUGCCAAUGGCAUGCCAGUUGAGGAUAUUGCUGCAACACGGAUUCAAACUGCAUUCAGGGCGUACAAGGCUAGGAAAACCUUACGUCGUUUGAAAGGUAUAGUAAGGCUACAGACCCUGACCCAAAAUUAUCCUGUUAAGAGGCAAGCUACAACAACAUUGAGCCAUCUUCACUCGUGGAGCAAAAUACAAGCCCAGAUAAGAGCUCACAGACUGUGUAUGGUGACAGAAGGUCGGCUUAGACAGAAGAAAUUAGAGAAUCAACUAAAACUUGAGGCAAAGCUUCAUGACCUAGAGGUGGAAUGGUGUGGUGGCUCUGAAACGUUGGACGAAAUUCUUGCAAGGAUACAUCAGAGAGAAGAUGCAGCUGUUAAGCGGGAGCGAACUAUGGCCUAUGCCUUUUCUCAUCAGUGGAGAGCCAACUCUAGUCAGGGUUAUGGUAAUUAUGAACUUAGUAAAACUAAUUGGGGUUGGAGCUGGUUGGAACGUUGGAUUGCUGCGCGCCCAUGGGAAAGCCGUGUCCCCCCCAAGUCUAUUAGCCCAAAGAAACCCCAGAGUACACAGUCUAGCAAGGUUGGUAGAAAUGUAAGUCCAUUGACACCUAAAACAUCUGUUUCAGUCAAACCUCCUUCGGCUAAUGGGAGGGGAAUCACAAAGGUGGCCCGGAGAUUGUCUUAUCCGGCUGCCGAAAAACCUGCUGCAAAAGAAGGGAGCAUUAAAGCUGAAGAGGCAAACAAUAAGAAAGAACAGUUGGUAUCGUAGCGCAGAUGGAAAUGUGAGGGAAACCCCAUUUUUUAUUUAUGUGCUUCUAUCUGAUUUUUUUGCAUAGUGGAGUGGCUUGGUAGUAAUAUGCUUUGGCCUGCGGUACAGAAUAACUGGAAAGACCUGGAUAUGGGACUGACCUAGCCAUUGUUUCCUCCUUACACUUCUUAUUAUUAUUUUUUUUCCCUAUAAUGUAUAGAUUCAAAGGAAGACAAUAUAUUAUUUCUGGUGUAGAUAUCUGUUGGUGAUGA
This is a messenger RNA of Corylus avellana, 1039 nucleotides long. NCBI's taxonomy places the organism in Eukaryota, Viridiplantae, Streptophyta, Magnoliopsida, Fagales, Betulaceae. The record is from RefSeq and is a predicted model, not a curated record.